Molecule: messenger RNA, 1523 nt
Organism: Rhinichthys klamathensis goyatoka
Lineage: Eukaryota; Metazoa; Chordata; Actinopteri; Cypriniformes; Leuciscidae
Gene: lrrc42
Product: leucine rich repeat containing 42
Exons: 7
Coding region: 178-1422 (414 amino acids)
Source: RefSeq, a predicted model, not a curated record
UGCUCGUGAAACUCGACACAGAGGAGGGAUAUGUUACUUCAACAGCCCGUCGCUUUUAAAUCUCUUUACGAUUUCCAAACUUCUCGAUAUUUCCGGCAGUAUACCCUUGAAUUUAAGAAGACACCCGAAUAUUUUGGACAUUAAACUCUCGGUUUGUGUCGAGAGGUGGUAAGGAGGAUGUAUUUAAGCGAGGACUGCGGCGCUGUGUAUGUCAGGGAGAAAGGAGAACUGCGAUAUGUCAGUGCAGACAAGAAUGAUGCUCCGCAGCACAGACUCUUCAACAGAGACUUCUCUUUUCAACUCUGCAUCGACCCUUUACCCUCCGCCAGCCACACAAAGAGAAGAGACCACUUCAUAUUUACCUACAACAAGGAGGGGAGUCUGCGGUACUCGGUGAAGUCUUUAUUUGACAUAUCAUUACAGUUCAUCGCUGAUCACAUUGAGCAUGUGGACUCGCUAGUCGGUUUUCCUGAGCAAAUGGCUGAUAAGUUGUUCUCGGCCGCCGAAGAGAGACACAAAUUCACUGAGCCACAAACUGCACCCAGAGCACUGCAGGUCUUCUGUGAGGCCUAUGGAGAACUAGUGCUGAAAUCCCUGUGUUUGAGAAACAGGUACCUUUUGAUACCUGAAAGGUUGGAGGAAAUCAGACAGUUUCAGAGUCUGGAGUGCCUGGACCUCUAUGGAUGUAGAUUAGGUGACAACCAUGAGGUUUUUAAAUACAUAACAUCUGAAGCUCUGGCUAGUCUUGUGAAACUUUUCAUAGGUGCAAACUGCCUUUCUGAUGCAGGCCUUCAGAAGCUGACUGCGCCGGUGAGGGUGAUGAAGAAAGGCCUAGAAAACCUGCAGCUUUUGGACGUCUCUGAGAAUCACAUCACUGAGAAAGGUCUUGGAUAUCUAACGUGCUUUAAAGCACUACAGAAACUAGACAUAUCUAGGACUAAUGUGACGGUGAACGUGUCUUUGAAAGGAUUCUUCAGAAUGAAGAUGGGAAUGGUCCUCUCAGAGACCCCUUUGAAGGAGUUUGGACACUCGGAUUGCAACACAGAAGGCUGGGCUGAACAGGUAAUAAACCAAUGGGAAAUUACAGCUUCAGAAGUACCAAAGAAAGACUCCAAACCAAGAACAAAUGCUCUCCGUUUCUAUGGAAGAGAAAAGUUUGUUCGAGAGACAUUGAACUCCUGGUCUGGGACAAGUGCCACCACAAACAAAGACAAAGUUGUGCCAGUUCACUUUUAUACGGUUGAUCUCUGUGGCCCGAGCUCAACAGCAGAACACAACACGCAUGCAUCAGCCGUGGCAGCAGCACACAAGGGAAAGAAGAGGAGACUAUCAGAGGAAGAGCAAAGUUCAACUCCUGUCUCAAAGCGCCAAUCCUUCUCAGCUCUGUCUGUGGAGGACUUAGAUCUGUUAAAUAGCUAUUGAGUGGACACACACAUGUAUGCAGUGCAUUCCUCUGUGAGGAACGUGACACUGAAAUGCUUUUUAGUUUGGAUUAUUUACAAUUAAAAACAGCUUGCUUUUUA